Molecule: messenger RNA, 3699 nt
Organism: Hypomesus transpacificus
Lineage: Eukaryota; Metazoa; Chordata; Actinopteri; Osmeriformes; Osmeridae
Gene: rapgef4a
Product: Rap guanine nucleotide exchange factor 4a
Exons: 30
Coding region: 376-2985 (869 amino acids)
Biological process (GO): Ras protein signal transduction; positive regulation of GTPase activity
Cellular component (GO): plasma membrane
Molecular function (GO): guanyl-nucleotide exchange factor activity
Source: RefSeq, a predicted model, not a curated record
GAAGACGUGGACAUCAUCCUGGCUCGACUGAAGAAGGUGAAGGCCUUUGAGCGGUUCCAGCCCAGCCUCCUACAACAGAUCUGCCUGUGUGGAUUCUAUGACUGUCUGGAGAAGGGCAUCACCUUGUAUCGUCAAGGAGACAUUGGGACAAGCUGGUAUGCUGUGCUCUCUGGCUCUCUGGAUGUCAAAGUGUCUGAGACAGCCAAUCACCAGGACGCCGUCACUAUCUGCACCCUGGGGAUCGGGACGGCGUUCGGGGAGUCCAUCCUGGACAACACCCCUCGCCACGCCACCAUCGUCACCAGGGAGGUCAGCGAGCUCCUACGUAUCGACCAGAGGGACUUCAGGUCACUGUGGGAGAAGUAUCGUGAGUGCAUGGCUGGGCUACUGGCCCCUCCUUAUGGUGUGAUGGAGAACGCCCCCAGUAUUGACACGAUGCCAGACAAAGAGAAUAUCAGCAACAAUUCCUUUGGUUCCAUCUCCAAACAUCUAAACAAGAAAUCAUUCAGUGAAAGCCCAGCCAAACCCGGCCCUAAAUCCUUUUCUCAGGUGCCGUCUGAGAAAAUCCUGCGGGCGGGGAAGGUCCUUCGCAACGCCAUCCUCUCCCGAGCGCCCCACAUGAUCAGAGACAGGAAGUAUCACCUCAAGACAAACAGCCGGUGCUGUGUAGGGAUCGAGCUGGUGGACUGGCAGAUGCAGGAGAGCUGCUUGGUCCACUCCCGGCCUCAGGCGGUGGGGAUGUGGCAGGUCCUGCUGGAGGAAGGCGUGCUCAACCACGUUGACCAGGAGCUCCACUUCCAGGACAAGUACCUGUUCUACCGUUUCCUCGACGACGAGCAGGAGGGCGCGGCCCCGCCCAGCCAGGAGGAGAUGAAGGAGAGCGACGAGGAGCUGAAGGACACCAUGCUCCUCCUCUCCCAGAUCGGACCCGACGCCCACAUGAGGAUGAUCCUGAGGAAACUUCCGGGGGAGAGGACGGAAGACGAUCUGGAGAUCAUCUACGAGGAGCUUCUGCAUAUAAAGGCCUUGUCUCACCUGUCUACCACUGUGAAGAGGGAGCUGGCAGGAGUGCUGAUCUUCGAGUCCCACGCCAAAGCAGGAACCGUGUUGUUUAACCAGGGGGAGGAGGGGGCGUCCUGGUACAUCAUCCUAAAGGGUUCCGUCAACGUCGUCAUCUAUGGGAAGGGGGUGGUCUGCAGCCUGCGGGAGGGGGACGACUUUGGGAAGCUGGCCCUGGUCAACGACUCGCCCCGCGCAGCCUCCAUCGUCCUGCGAGAGGAUAACUGUCACUUCCUGAGAGUGGAUAAGGAGGACUUCAACAGGAUACUGAGGGACGUGGAGGCCAACACAGUGCGUCUGCAGGAGCAUGAACUGGACGUGCUGGUCUUGGAGAAGAGCCCCAGCAGCAGCUGCUCCACCCAGGGCUCCACCUCCACCCACUACAAAUACACCGUGAUGUCAGGAACUCCAGAGAAGAUUCUGGAGCACUUCCUUGAGAUGAUGCGUGUGGACACUCAGUUCUCAGAGUCAGACCCAGCGUUGGAUGAUUUUGUGCUCAUGCACUGUGUGUUCAUCCCCAACAGCCAGCUGUGUCCCGUACUCAUGGCCCACUACCAUGCGGAGGCGUCUCAGGGCUCGGAGCAGGAGAGGAUGGACUACAGCCUGAAUAACAAGCGGCGGGUCAUCAGGCUGGUCCUGCAUUGGGCCUCUGAGCACGGAGACCAUCUCCUGGAGGAGGAGGCCUCCCUCGCCUUCCUUGAGGAGCUCCUGGCUGCUGUGGCUGAAGACGCCAAGGUGAUGCCUGCCCUGAAGGAUCAGCUUCCGGAGCUGGAGAAGACCGUAAAACACAACUUUGACGAUGCCAAAUCUUCUCAAAAGCAUAAAGUCCUCCUGAGGCAGUUCAGCAUGGGAGACGAGAAGCUGCAGAAACGACAAGCCAUCAAGAGUCAUGAUGAGAUCCUCUUCAAGGUCUACUGCAGCGACCACACCUACACCACCAUCCGAGUUCCCGUGGCCGCCUCGGUCAGGGAGGUCACCAGCGCCGUGGCCGACAAGCUGGGGUCAGCGGAGGACCUCCUGCUGGUCAGCCUCAGUUCGGCCGGAGAUAAAACCAUUCUGAAGCCCAACGAUAUUUCUGUCUUCUCAACUCUCAGCAUCAACGGACGUCUGUUUGUCUGCCUCAGGGAUCAACUGGACUCACUGACCCCCCUCCUGGAGCAGGAGGGGCCGUCGACAGGAACCACGGGUAGCUUCGAGCUCAUGAGCUCCAAAGAUCUGGCCUAUCACAUGACCGUGUACGACUGGGAGCUCUUCAACUGCAUGCAUGAGCAUGAGUUGAUCUACCACACGUUCGGGAGGCAGAACUUCAAGAAGACCACGGCCAACCUGGACCUGUUCCUGCGCCGCUUCAACGAGCUGCAGAUGUGGGUGAUCACCGAGGUGUGUCUGUGUGGUCAGCUGAGCAAGCGCGUCCAGCUGCUCAAGAAGUUCAUCAAGAUCGCCUCGCACUGCAAGGAGUACAGGAACCUGAAUUCCUUCUUCGCCAUCGUGAUGGGAAUGAGCAAUCCAGCCGUGAGCAGACUGAACCAGACCUGGGAGAAACUUCCCAGCAAAUUCAAGAAGUUUUACGGGGAAUUUGAAAGCUUGAUGGACCCGUCCAGGAACCAUCGGGCCUACCGUCUGACCGUGGCCAAGCUGCAGCCGCCCGUCAUCCCCUUCAUGCCUCUGCUGAUCAAAGACAUGACAUUUACACAUGAGGGCAACAAAACGUUCAUCGACAGUUUAGUCAAUUACGAGAAAAUGCGCAUGAUUGCCAACACAGUAAGGAUAGUGAGAUACUGCAGGAGCCAAUCGUUCAUCGGGGACGCUUCUCAGGCCAACAAACACCACCCAGAGGUUCGGAGGUACGUCCGCCAGCUGAAUGUGAUCGACAACCAAAGGACUUUGUCCCAGCUGUCUCACAGACUGGAGCCUCGCAGGACCUGAGACAGGCAGACAAGCAGACAGUUAGACAGACAGACAGGCAGGCAGGUAGGACCUGAGACAGACAGACAGACAGACAGACAGGCAGACAGACAGACCGGCUGUCAGCCAGGCUGCACACUCCACAGCAUCAACAUGCCAGCUUCAUAUGAUCUGUAUCAUACAGACACGUGUGUCCUACACUUCUGAUACCUGCUCUAUGGAUCUCCUCAUCACACACAUGUAAUAUUGUAGGUGCCAUGUCCUAUGCUGUUGCUAGGGGUGAUUCUUCCCUGAUGUAAACUCUGUCUGUUUCUCCUGUUGGUAUUUGUGUAUUCAGCUUUCACCAAUGAGCAGCAAUAUCGACUGUUCAAAAUAUCCAAGUACUUUUUACCAACCCCUACACAAAUAACAACCUGUGACGCCAGUGAUCUUUUGUAAAGCCAUUAGGUUAUUGUAUCAUAACGCUUUAAGUUUGAGAUACUCUGGGGGAAAUUCUCUGACUCUUGUAACGCUUAAAUUCUUGUAAAACCCAGAUUUUCAGUUGUGGUUUUGUAUCUUUGUUUUGUAUAUCAGAUUAUAUUUAUAAAUAUUUCCUUUUGUGGUGUUUAUUACACGUUUGUAAAGUGAAUACAUAUUUAUUUUGAACUUGGCAUGCAAUGUUUCAGUAUGUUGGGUUGAUCACUGUAAGCACAUGUCCUCUUCUAAAGUAGUUGAGGCACAGUAAACAUUUGCAAG